UUUUUUUUUUUUUAAGAUGCCCAAACUUCUCAAAUCCCCCCCCCCCCUUUUUUUUUUUCUUUCUAUCUUGCCAUUAUGUUCUGGCCAUAGGUUUGUUGUGCGUAUGACAACAAUCAUUUACGUCUUUUUCCCUAUACUCUAUGGGCAGGCAUUCUGCGAAAAGUUCAUCUUCCGAGGUCUUUUCCAUGAAGGAAAUGAAAUCGAAUUUUUGUUCCGCUUUGAGGAUGUUAAGUCAUGCUUUCUUAUUGCUAGACUGGCCUGUACAACACUGUUUUCAUUCGCCUUCUAUUUCCCCCAACUCAUUCCAUCCCGGGGCACAUUGCUUUCUUGCCCGUUCGAUACUUUCGGUUGCCGUGGUGCCUUGGAGUCUGGGUCUUGUGUUUUCCUGCUCUUUGCUGCUGCGUAUCCAAGGUGUCGUCUAGGACUGGGUCAUGUUUCCUCACUCAAUCUUCGUUAUUCUGUAGCUGCUGGGUUGAACGUGCUUACUUGCCACCUUAGCGACCUUUUGGAGUCCCGGUUGAAGGCUACUGUAUGCGUUUCUAGGAUGUGGGCGGCAUAAUGUUGACAUCAUGACCAAAAUCUGGGCGCUUUAGUAUUGCGAUUCUUAGUAGGUGCAUUUCCGUCCUGUCCGGUUGAGGCGCUUUGACAACUUCUCUGGACACCGGUGGGCACUUUGUGUUUCCCUUUGUCACUAUUCUUAUGGAUGAUUCCCCGUUCGCUAGGCAGUGAACUCUCUUCUGUUGCUUUUGUCCUGGCGCUUUCAUUUCUCUUUUGAGUCGAGAUGGCGAGAUGCAGACCGCCAGCCUUGAGUCCCCGGCGCAUGGAGACAGACGGUGUUCGAUAUUCCUCAAUUCUCUCUUGGUGUAAUUUCUCUUCAUAUCAUUAGGGCUCGUAUACAAUAGAGCAUCUACGUACCCA
Molecule: messenger RNA, 918 nt
Organism: Aspergillus ochraceoroseus IBT 24754
Lineage: Eukaryota; Fungi; Ascomycota; Eurotiomycetes; Eurotiales; Aspergillaceae
Exons: 1
Coding region: 17-559 (180 amino acids)
Source: RefSeq, a predicted model, not a curated record